This is a messenger RNA of Corylus avellana, 354 nucleotides long. The record is from RefSeq and is a predicted model, not a curated record. Lineage: Eukaryota; Viridiplantae; Streptophyta; Magnoliopsida; Fagales; Betulaceae.
AUGGAAGCACUCCACCAUUGCCAAACGCGUGCAAGGGAAGCCGAAAAGACAGCAAAGCGGGUUUAUGCUGAGAAGGAGCACAUUCUUAAACUCUUCUUCAGACAAACUGCACAACUUUUUGCCUAUAAGCAGUGCUUCCAACUUCUGCAGCUAAAAACCCUUCCAUGGAUGCCGUACAAAGGUAGGAAACAGCAGAAGAGCUGGCAGAAGGCUACAGGGGGGAAAAGAGUCAAGCGAGGGCGACCACAACAUGAUCUCACAAAAUACGCUGUUGCUUUUGCAUUGGGAUUGGGUCUUGUUGGUGCUGGCUUACUCGUGGGAUGGACUGCAGGGUGGAUGUUACCUCCUUUCUAG